Molecule: messenger RNA, 984 nt
Organism: Dracunculus medinensis (Guinea worm)
Lineage: Eukaryota; Metazoa; Nematoda; Chromadorea; Rhabditida; Dracunculidae
Source: the annotation of a GenBank genome assembly
AUGUGUGCAGUACAAAGCGCCAAUAAACGUACGGAUGGUAGCCUAGAAGAUGAGAAUGUAGCUGAUAUAAAAAAACUUCAAAGUGUUGGAAUAUGUACGAUAAAAGGAAUUAUAAUGACCACGAAAAAAAGAUUAUACGAUGUGAAAGGUCUUUCUGAAGCAAAAGUUGAUAAGAUAAAAGAAAUUGCUGCGAAACUUACGAAAAUUGGUUUUGUAACCGCGCUCGAAGUAUGUGAAAGACGCAAGUUAUGUUUUCGUGUAUCAACUGGAAGUCGUGAAUUGGAUAAACUGCUUGGCGGAGGAAUCGAAAGUCAAUCAAUCACUGAAGUUUUUGGUGAAUUUAGAACUGGCAAAACACAGUUAUCGCAUACAUUAUGUGUAACUUGUCAAAUGCCAAACGAUUCAGCUUCAUUCAACGGUGGGAAAAUUAUUUAUAUUGAUACUGAAAAUACAUUUAGACCAGAUCGAUUGCGUCAAAUUUGUGAACGUUUCGAUAUGGAUCAAGAAGCAAUGCUAGAAAACAUUCUUUAUGCUCGAGCAUAUACUUCUGAUCAUCAAAUAGAAUUGCUUGAUUUCGUAGCUGCCAAAUUUCAUGAGGAAUUGGGGAUUUUCAAGCUUCUUAUUAUGGAUUCCGUGAUGGCUUUAUUCAGAGUUGAUUAUAGUGGACGUGGUGAAUUGGCUGAACGCCAACAAAGGUUGGGGCAAAUGAUGUCACGUUUGCAGAAAAUUGCUGAAGAAUAUAAUGUGGCAGUAUUUAUAACCAACCAGAUGACUGCUGAUCCUGGUGCUGCGAUGUCUUUCCAAGCAGAUCCAAAAAAACCAAUUGGAGGUCACAUUUUAGCUCAUGCGUCUACAACAAGAAUUAUGCUCAAGAAGGGUAGAGGUGAAACUCGUAUUGCAAAAAUAUACGAUUCGCCAGAUAUGCCUGAAAAUGAAGCCUUGUUUGCCAUUACUCCUAUGGGCGUAUCUGAUGCAAAGGAAUAA